AGGGAGAGUGAGUGAGAGAGAGCAGAAAAAUGGCAAAAUUCUUUUUCAUAAUGUUUGUGGUCGCAGCUCUAGUCAUGGUGCACUCCGCUGCCCGCAAAGUUCCGGCUGGCGGCGACACCCAAGAUCUAACCAUAACCCCGAAGAGCACCGUACCUGCACCGGCCCCCAGCGGCGGAGUCGAUGACAAAAAGAACCUUAUAGUUGGCGGCAUGGGUGGCUGGGCGGGGGUCGGGUACGUGCUCCCGACUCUUGGUGGGGUGGUCGGUGGAAUUAGCGGUGCUAGUGGCCUUGGCGGCGUCGGAGGGCUUGGCGGCGCCGGUGGCGGGAUUGGUGGCGCAAGCGGGCUGGGCGGGAUCGGUGGCGCAAGCGGGCUGGGAGGGAUAGGCGGUGCUGGCGGUGGGAUUGGUGGCGCAGGUGGGCUCGGCGGCUGUGGAAUUGGCGGAGGGAUUGGCGGUGGGAUAGGCAAAGUAAUCAUUCCGUAGAGUUAAUUAUUUAGUUCAACUUGAAUGUGGUUUAAUUACCAAGAAUUUAAUUUCUGGUGUAUGUUUUGUCUGAAUCAUUUAUCUUUUGAAUAAUUUUGCGUGAAUGUGGUCGAGCCUGUGAGGAAUCCCAUGCAUGUCACGUUGCAUGCGCGUCUACGAUACUGUAAUUGUAAUUCUUGAUCAGCUUGUUUGAUUGCAUCAACAUCCUUCUUUUAUUAAGUUCCAACUUUUUAAGUUUUCAUAAUGUAUCAAUAUUAUAUCUCGUGUCUUUUAAAUCUACUUCCCUUCUUU
Cuscuta europaea is the source of this 773-nucleotide messenger RNA. The record is from the annotation of a GenBank genome assembly. NCBI's taxonomy places the organism in Eukaryota, Viridiplantae, Streptophyta, Magnoliopsida, Solanales, Convolvulaceae.